Molecule: messenger RNA, 1005 nt
Organism: Eutrema salsugineum
Lineage: Eukaryota; Viridiplantae; Streptophyta; Magnoliopsida; Brassicales; Brassicaceae
Product: protein MOS2
Exons: 2
Coding region: 1-1005 (334 amino acids)
Biological process (GO): mRNA splicing, via spliceosome
Cellular component (GO): spliceosomal complex
Molecular function (GO): nucleic acid binding
Source: RefSeq, a predicted model, not a curated record
AUGAAGUUGUCUUUCUCUCUCCCUCCCAAAUCCAGAUCCACAGUUUUACCGAUUUCGGAGAAGAAUGAUGAAGGCAACGUCAAGGAGUUCGUCACUGAAUUCGAUCCUUCCAAAACCCUAACCGAUACCAAACCGAGAUACGUACUAAUACCUCCCAUCGAGGACCGUCGGAAGGUGAUCAAGAACAUCCAUCUCCCGCUACAAUCAGCUUCCGGUCUCAAAUUUGAGGCCGAUAAUAUUCCUCCCUCUGGUGGCUCCGAACAGAUCUCUUACGGUCUCAAUCUGCGUCAGAAUGUCGAGGAGGACAAGCCAGCUUCGAAGCCAGAGCCUGUGGAGCAGAUGUUACUGAAAAGUAUGAGGAAACAUCUGGAGUCGCUCCCUGAUGCGCCUCUAUUGGAAGAUUUCGAGAGCGUUCCUGUUGAGGGUUUUGGAGAGGCGUUGCUUGCUGGGUAUGGUUGGAAACCAGGCCAGGAAAUAGGUUUAAAACCUAAAGAGGAUGUUCAGAUUGUUGAACACAACAAGUGGGUUGGUCAUUCUGGAAUCGGCUUCAAUCCAAGUAAAGCUAGGGUUAAGGGUAAGAAUGCUACAGUGAAAGAAAGUGGCAAAGAGAUGAAUGUGUCUUUUAGUAUAGAGAAACUUGGUUCUGGAAGUCAAAAGGAAUGUAGAGUAGUGCGCAAACGAAGUAGAGAAACAGAGGGAGAGAGUCAAACUAGAGAGAAGACCACAUGGCUUAGGAGUCGUAUAAGGGUGAGAGUGAUAAGCAAGGAUGUGAAAAGUGGGAGAUUGUAUCUUAAGAAAGCAGUGGUGACCGAUGUGGUUGGCCCAACAACUUGUGAUAUCACUAUGGAUGAGUCGCAGGAGUUGGUUCAAGGGAUCGAUCAGGAGUUUCUAGAGACCGCAUUGCCCAAGCGAGGAGGGCCUGUGUUGGUUCUAUCUGGUAGACAUAAGGGUGUUUAUGGCAGUCUGGUUGAGAAAGAUUUGGAGAAAGAAACUGGUGUUGUCUGA